Molecule: messenger RNA, 726 nt
Organism: Vanrija pseudolonga
Lineage: Eukaryota; Fungi; Basidiomycota; Tremellomycetes; Trichosporonales; Trichosporonaceae
Exons: 1
Coding region: 1-726 (241 amino acids)
Source: RefSeq, a predicted model, not a curated record
AUGGACGCUCUGCCCUCCCAGCUCGCGCAGGCGCUGCAGUCUGUGCAGCCUGUGCAAGUGCAACCCUCCCCGCGCCGACGAGCUGGACUCGCGAGCCUCCCAGCAAACGUCCUUUGGCGCAUCUGCGAAGAAACACUCGGGAUCUACGACUGGAGAGGGCGCGACGACAGACGCCAGGCGGACACCCUCAGCCAGUGCUGUAAAGCCUUGCGCGCGACCCUCGCCGAAGCCGAGCACCUCCGCGCGGCGUUCCACACCGUGUCGAUCCUCCCCUCGCCCGACGGGCUUCGCUUCCUCGCGGGCCUCGCUGCGGGCCCGUACGCCCGGCACGUCCGGCACGUCACUAUCGCGCGCCAGAUCCCUGUCCCCGGGUUACGGUCACUACGCGCCGCGACGCUCGCACUAUUGGGCUUUGGACCGGGCAGCGAGGUCGCGGUCGACGACCACGGCGUGGACGGCAUGGAGACGCCGCUCGCACGGCAGCUCGCUGACGUGUUCUGCGCGCUGCCGUCUCUCGAGGGGGCGGGGGUUGGCUUGGGAUACGUGCCCCUGCCCCGCAAGAGUGAUGGCCAAGCCUCCGGCUUUAAAGAACCCCGCAAGAAACCGGACAAGAUGCCCUUCGGACAGCGCACUGUCCUGUCUGGUCCCACCGAUGACUACAUCCACGACGUGAUAUUUCGCGGGGUCCUAAGCAGCGGCGGCAGGACGACCUGUGACGACACUUAA